AUGUUGUAUGGUCAGAAAAUUGAAUUUAAACACAAUAAAAUGCAUUCCGAACAAGAAGACAAUGACAAGAAUAAAUUGCACAAUGAAAUAUUCUCUUCAGAUGGUUUGGCGUCAAAAGAAAAGUCAAUUCUUUCUAAGAAGAAAUGGUUCCAUUGUGAAAUCUGUGGCAAGACCUUUUCUCGAAACAACGACCUGUUUAAACAUGUUCGGGUUCACACAGGUGAGAAACCAUACCCCUGCGAGAUUUGUGGCAAGAAUUUCUCUGUAAACAGUUCGUUGUUUCGUCACCGACGCAUUCACACUGGAGAGAAACCCUAUUUCUGUGACAUCUGUGGUAAGACGUUCUCGCAAAACAUCCACUUGGUCCGACACAAGAGAAUCCACACUCACGAGAAACCAUACCAAUGUGAAAUCUGUGGCAAAUCCUUCUCAGUUGACAACUCUUUGUCCCGUCACAGACGCAUACACACUGGAGAGAAGCCGUACUUCUGUGAAAUUUGUGAUAAAACUUUCUCACAGAAUGGUCACCUGACACGGCAUAGAAAGAUGCAUGCAGGGGUGAAGUCUUUCAAUUGUAAAGACUGCAGCAAAGUUUUCUCCCGUAAGAGUAGCUUAAUUGAGCACAGAUGGAUUCAUAUCAACAAUAAACCUUACCAAUGCCAAAUCUGUGAUAAGACAUUCUCACACAAAAAUGUUUUAGCAUUCCAUGAACGAAUACACAAUGAAGGUAAACUCUAG
Octopus bimaculoides (California two-spot octopus) is the source of this 738-nucleotide messenger RNA. RefSeq lists its product as uncharacterized. Gene Ontology annotation, biological process: regulation of gene expression. Gene Ontology annotation, cellular component: nucleus. The record is from RefSeq and is a predicted model, not a curated record. Lineage: Eukaryota; Metazoa; Mollusca; Cephalopoda; Octopoda; Octopodidae.